AUGGCUCCAUUGAUGUGUUCGUCUCCUCCGCCGCGGCUCCGUCUUCCGUCUUUUCCGCCGCAGCUCCGUCCUCUUGUCGAUCCGCCGCCGUGUACGCCUCUUCACUUGCCGCUUGAAGCUCCCUCUCCUCCAGAACCGCCAGAUCCACCUGACUCACCCUUCCAUCUCGUGCUCCUUAUGCUCUUCGACACAUCAUUAACCUUUUCUCAAAAGAUUUUCAAAUCUAAUCCUCUAGUCGAUCUGCCGCCGUGUACGCCUCUUCACUUGCCGCUUGAAGCUCCCUCUCCUCCAGAACCGCCAGAUCCACCUGACUCACCCUUCCAUCUCGUGCUCCUUAUGCUCUUCGACACAUCAUUAACCUUUUCUCAAAAGAUUUCCAAAUCUCCAGAUCUAGAAUCUCUUUUGUUGAAUAUGGAUUUUGUGAUCAGUGUUGGUAUUGUCUCUCUUGUGUCUGUUGGUGACACAAGCUUAGCCUCCAAGCGUUUACUUCCUGCAGGUUUAUCUCAGAGAUUCUCAAACUUAUGCUUCACUGAUGUGUUGAUAUAA
Brassica oleracea var. oleracea is the source of this 546-nucleotide messenger RNA. RefSeq names its product sulfated surface glycoprotein 185-like. The transcript has a single exon. The record is from RefSeq and is a predicted model, not a curated record. Bases 1 to 546 code for a protein of 181 amino acids. Lineage: Eukaryota; Viridiplantae; Streptophyta; Magnoliopsida; Brassicales; Brassicaceae.